CGUGUCCCCUGUAGUGCUCCUGCACUUCCUCAUUGUCAGUGAUAGCAAAGUGUUCACAGCCCAGCGACGUUUCUGACUGAAACAACACACGGCGCGUCUCGUUUGGUUUUUUUGUUUAUAUCCGAGCUUUGCAAAUGUCGAAGCCUCCUCCCAAGCCGGCCAAGCCAGGCCAGGUCAAGGUGUUCAGAGCAUUGUUCAACUUUGACCCCAGAACGCCGGACGAGCUGUACUUUGAAGAAGGAGACUUCUUGUACAUCUCUGACACAAGUGACACUAAUUGGUGGAAGGGAACAUGCAGAGGAAGGACAGGACUAAUUCCAAGUAAUUAUGUGGCUGAGCAGGCAGAGUCUAUCGACAAUCCAAUGCACGAAGCAGCGAAACGAGGGAAUAUGAGUUGGCUGAGGGAGUGUUUGGAGAACAAGGUUGGAAUCAAUGGGCUGGAUAAGGCUGGAAACACUGCCCUCUACUGGGGAUGCCACGGAGGACAUAAAGAUGUGGUGGAGCUGUUGCUAAGCCAGCCCAACGUGGAAGUCAAUCAGCAGAAUAAACUCGGGGACACCGCUCUGCAUGCUGCUGCCUGGAAGGGUUAUUCUGACAUUGUGGAAAUGUUGCUGAGUAAGGAUCCAAGGACAGACAUCAGAAACAAUGAGAAUAAGCUGGCUCUAGAGAUGGCCACCAACGCCCAGUGUGCUUCACUUCUCAAAAGGAAGCAGGGAAGCAACAUCACCCGCACACACAGCAACGCUGAAGAGUAUCUGGACGAUGAGGACUCGGACUGAGACGGCCCCCGUUGAAACACCGUCGCUGUCUUCCAUUGGGUUUGGGGGGAGGGGGGGGUCAUGGAGCUCGGGAGAUUUAUUAUAUUACAGACCUAAAAUGGAUUUGCUGCUCUGUUUCCAACUGUAAC
Larimichthys crocea (large yellow croaker) is the source of this 907-nucleotide messenger RNA. It is a transcript of the gene ostf1, whose product is annotated as osteoclast stimulating factor 1. Gene Ontology annotation, biological process: signal transduction. The coding region runs from base 135 to 779 and encodes 214 amino acids. Lineage: Eukaryota; Metazoa; Chordata; Actinopteri; Sciaenidae. The record is from RefSeq and is a predicted model, not a curated record. The transcript is spliced from 10 exons. Gene Ontology annotation, molecular function: protein binding.